UAUCCUAUCGACUCCCGGCAGCCGUACGUCUGUGAGUGGUAAAAAAAAAAAAAAAGAUGGGCACCUGCCCUGACAGACAACAUAUUGCUUGUUUUUUAAAUUUAUUUCAAAGUUAGUAGCUAAUAUUGUAACAUAUAGUCUUAUUGUCGUGUGUAUGUCGAAGAACAAUAUUUUUAAAGGCGUGGAAGUACUGAAUUGCUACAGUUGGAUUUGAAAACUAAAGCUUCUGCUAACUACUCCAUGAUGCAACCGGCGGCAGCACCCCAAGGCAACUCCUCGUCCAGCCGGGGGCUCCAGUAGCCCACCCCUAUGCCUGUGAUCCCCAUCCCUCGGCGUGUGCGCAGCUUCCAUGGGCCCCACACCACCUGCAUGCACUCGGCCUGCGGCUCCACGCACAACACCAAGCUGGUGCGCACCAAGUACAACAACUUUGACCUUUACCUGCGCUCGCGCUGCAUUUACAGCUUCCUGCGCUUCCUGCUGUACUUCGGCUGCAGCCUGCUGACCUCCCUCCUGUGGGUGGCGCUCUCGGCGCUCUUCUUCGUGCAGUACGUCAGCGUGCGAGUGCUGUUGCGCGUGCAAUACAAGCUUUCCGUCAUUCUCAUCUUACUGGGACACAGGCGCUUGGACUUUGGGGUGGUGAACGAUCUGAUCAUAUACAGCAUGCAGAUCACCAUGUUCAUGGUGGGUGGGCUCGGAUGGUGCUUCAUGGUGUUUGUGGAUAUGUAGUCUAUAGUGAUGCUCCCUGGACAACAUUAAACCUGUGUAAUGUAGGCACUGCUGUUGCUUUUUUAAUCACUACAAAGUCGGUGGGAUAUCUCAUUCAUCAAGUUCAUUUAUUUAUAAGUGCAGCUCGGAAUUCUUCCUUUUGGGGGAAGAAUGCUAAUGCUUUUUCCACUAAAGUGAAGCUUUAGUGGAAAAAGUACAACUUGUAUCGCUUUAAGCCAGCGUUUCCUGAAUCUCCACCUAAAAUUGCAGCAACUAACAUUUUGGCAGCUGACAACAAAAAUCACAAAGUGGAAAUGUGACUUGUAAUUCCUAAAAUAGCAGAGAGCUCCUGUCAUGUUGAAGAUCUUUGACUGGUGUUUUACAGAAGUUUAAAAAAAGCGGUCCUGUUAUAAAAAGGAUCUUUGAAUAGUGGUUUUGAAUCAAUUCCUCUAAAAAAUAGCAGUGCACUCUUUCCAAAUAGGAUCUUUGACUGGUGUUUUUGCAGCAGUUCUUUAUAAAUAGUAGCCUGCUUCUCGCAUUUAGAGGAACUUUGGUGUUUGGCAGCAGUUCUUUAAAAACAGCAGCACGCUCCUGUCAUAUAGAGGAUCUUUGACUAGUUUUUAGCAACAGUUCUUAAAACAAACUGCUCCUGUCAUAUAAAUGAUCUUUGAUUUGUGUGUUUUUUUUGGCAGCAGUUUUAACCACAAAACAAAACUGCAGAGCGCUCAUGUCAUAUAGAGGGAAAAAAAAUUAAAAACAAUUUUGUCAUAAAGAAAUACAAUCAUAUGUGCUUACGGACUGUAUCCCUGCAGACUGUAUUGAUUUAUAUUGACAUAUAAAGUAUAUAUUGUGUUUUUUAUGUUGAUUUAUUUAAAAAAAUAUAUAUAUAUUUUUUUUUCUUUUAUUUCUUGUGCGGCCGCGGCCAAUCGGUCCACGGACCGGUACCGGGCCGUGGCCCGGUGGUUGGGGACCACUGAUUUAAAGCAUCUUAGUGUUUGGUCAGCCAUUCAUUAAACAAAACAAAAAAAAGUGAAACACUCCUGUCAUGUAAAAUAUCUUUGUCUUUCCUUUAUAGUGUACAGUAUAUUGAUGUGAUGGCAAUGCAUGAUGUUUUUGAAUGAAUUGGGAUAUUGGUGGAGGCACCAGAUUUUUAAUUUCAGGUGCAAAUGUUUUGGAAACCCUGGUUAAGGUGCUGUGAAUGUGAGGUAAAAAUGGAUAAAUGUAAAUGAAAACAUGAGUCUUGGGUGGAAUAAAAUGUCUUUAUGGUCUGUACUUUGUUGCCACGUCUGACUUCUAUAGUAGUCAUUCAUGUCCGUCAUCCCAAUUGUGUUAGCAUCCAGUUCUAUGGUUCUCAUCAAACUUGUGGGGUUAGAACACAUCUGGGCAAAACACGACCCGCGGGCCACAUGCAGCCCGUUAAGAUUUUCAAUCCGGCCCGCCCGACGUUGUACAUAAUUUUUUUUAGACCUUUAACAUAACUGUCGCCGCCAUUAUGAUGUGCUGUGCUGUUUUUAAAUUACCGUAAGUCUUGAACUAUAAAAAGUAUUUCAAUGGUCGAAAUCUGCACUUUUGGGUGUUGUACAAGUUAUUACGGUAAUCUACGUCACAGCAGCUCAGACGAGGAACAAACCAGAGUGGGCGGGGUUUGUGUUCAGAGCAGCCAGCCCGAAACGAGUGUCAGAAACAGAUGCGGAAACACAUUUUUACAUGACAAUACAUCAUAUUGUAGGUGUUUAUUACACUUUGCAUUCAUAUUUUGCUGUUCUUUUACAUUUUUGUUGUGUUUUGCUUGAUUGUAAAAGAGGAGCGAUGUUCAUGUGUCGUUAAUAUUCAGUGUUUUAUUGUUCCUAGUUAAUAUUGUAAAUUCCACUUUUUUUAUUUUCAUUUACAUUUUCGGUGUCCCAUUCAGUAGAAAACUGUAAAAUUCCAUUCCUUUUUUUUGAGGUGGUCUGUCACAACGUUUUUAGAACUCUUAUGUAGGGUUUGUACGGGUGCUUAAAAACCUUGAAAAUGAUUGGAUUUUAAUGUUGUGUUUUCAAGGUUUGAAAAUACUCGAAUUUUGGGUGAAAUGCUUGGAAAUGUUCAUCAUAUUUCUCGGCAGUCUGACUCAAUAGGCUAAUUAUAAAAUGGAAAAAAACUAAAUAAGUUUCCUUAAAAACGAAUCUAAACGCUUGAUCUGUUGGCUUUGCACGAGCCCUUACAUUAAGUUGUUGUCAUGCCAGAGUCGUAUAUAGGGCUCUGUGUCGCUCCCAAGUGGACAGUGGUGCAUCGGUCCAUCAUGCCGGGACGUUGUCGUUUUAAUGAACAUGAUGUAUUAAAGUUAAAGUACCACACACACACACUAGGUGUGGCUAAAUUAUUCUCUGCAUUUGACCCAUCACCCUUGAUCAACCCCUGGGAGGUGAGGAGAGCAGUGGGCAGCAGCGGUGGCCCCGUCCGGGAAUCAUUUUUGGUGAUUUAACCCCCAAUUCCAACCCCUUGAUGCUGAGUGCCAAGCAGGGAGGUAAUGGGUCCCAUUUUUAUAGUCUUUGGUAUGACUUGGCCAGCAUGAAUUAUGUUACAAACAAACAAGUAAACAAUAAUAAUUAAUGUUAUUUCUUGUAAGGAAUGAUGUAUACAUGUAUGAUGAUGAAACAAACUAGUAAACAACGUUUGCAAACACCAAAGACAUUGAAUAGUCUACAGAAACACUGCUUCAUUUUCUAUGCCCCAUUCAGUUAAUGAUAACUGCUGGUUAGAGAUGUCCGAUAAGAUCGGCCUGCCGAUAUUAUUGGCUGAUAAAUGCUUUAAAAUGUAAUGUUGGAAAUUAUAGGUAUUGGGUUUGUUUUUUUUUUUUUUUUAAUUAAAUCAACAUAAAAAACACAAGAUACACUUACAAUUAGUGCACCAACCCAAAAAACCUUCCUCCCCCAUUCACACUCAAUCACACAAAAGGGUUGUUUCUUUCUGCUAUUAAUAUUCUGGUUCCUACAUUAUAUAUCAAUACAGUCUGCAAGGGAUACAGUCCGUAAGCACACAUGAUUGUGCGUGCUGCUGGUCCACUAAUAGUACUAACCUUUAACAGUUAAUUUUCCUCAUUUUCAUUAAUUACUAGUUUCUAUGUAAUGUACGUGCAAAUUCCAAGCUGCUGUUUUGAGGCAUGUUAAAAAAAUUAAUGCACAUUGUGACUUCAAUAAUAAAUAUGGCAGUGCCAUGUUGGAAAUUUUUUCCAUAACUUGAGUUGAAGUUGUUCUCAUAUUUUGGUAAACCUUGUUACAUUGUUUAAUGCAUUCAGCGGGGCAUCACAACAAAAAUAGGCAUAAUAAUGUGUUAAUUCCACGACUGUAUAUAUCGGUAUCAGUUGAUAUCGGAAUCGUAAUUAAGAGUUGGACAAUAUAGGCAAAAAAGCCAUUAUCGGACAUCUCUACUCCCGGUUCAAUGUUAGGCUUAGGUUUUAGCAGAUGUUCCUUAUUUUUCCUUCAGACAGCAUUUGGUGACCUCAAACAACGAGGCUACGGAUUGAUUCACACAGCUUUUCGCCUUUUGAAGAGUACUGGAAAAACUGGAAAAUUGAUCUUGAAAGUCCUUAAAAAGUGCUUGAAAUUGGCCAUGGAAAAGGUGUACGAAGCCUGUCUAUGUCAUGACGCGGAGUCGAACCCACGUUUCCUCUGCAGCUGGAGCUGCAGGCACCUCUGUUAACCCCUGUGCUGGCAGCACGCUCAGACACACCUCUGCUCGCGCUGGGCACAACACGCCCACACAGCAACAAGCCUGCAAACAAUCACUCAUCAGCGCACCUGGACUUGACGAGGGGGUGCGGCAUAAAGACCAGCGGACCCGAGGAACCUUUGCCAGAACGUCGCUAACCUUCCAUGACUCCCCUGUCCUCUGUGAUCGUGCCUUGUCACUCAACACCCAUCCGGAUUCCUGACUGCCCUCCUCGAUCCACGACCUCCCUGCUCGGACCCAGACCACGCUGCCCUGCUCUUGCCCACGACCUCUUGCCUGUCCACGCACUGCCGCUUCAUCUUGCCCCCUUGAAUAACGACGAAAGAUACAACCAACAUUUACAGACAACAACCCUUGGUAACAUUUACAUUAUUGAUUUUACACAUAGUCAAGACUCACUCACUUUGAGUAGCAUACACAUGCCACGUAUUCAUCAAAGGUUUAAAAUAAACCCUGUAAACCGCAGUCCUGCCCUGGUUGUCGCCUCCUUCCCUUCUCUGAGACAUAACAGUCUGUAGCAGUG
Entelurus aequoreus (snake pipefish) is the source of this 4939-nucleotide messenger RNA. Its product is annotated as transmembrane protein 250-like. NCBI's taxonomy places the organism in Eukaryota, Metazoa, Chordata, Actinopteri, Syngnathiformes, Syngnathidae. The record is from RefSeq and is a predicted model, not a curated record. The coding region runs from base 310 to 729 and encodes 139 amino acids. The transcript has 3 exons.